Molecule: messenger RNA, 567 nt
Organism: Lolium perenne
Lineage: Eukaryota; Viridiplantae; Streptophyta; Magnoliopsida; Poales; Poaceae
Source: RefSeq, a predicted model, not a curated record
UGCAAAAGAGGCAAGCUCCACAAGCUGGGGUUCAUUGACCCAAACACAGUUAAUGAAGUUAUGGUUCGAGACUACCCCAAGGACACAGAGGACAACAUGCUAAUGUUUUUAGUGAAGCAAGCAGACAAAGAGGAUAUAUUCUUUCCCUACAACUUCAACUUCCACUUUAUUCUCCUAAUCAUUGAUCUUCACAAAGGAGACGUAAAAGUCAUGGACUCGAAACGUAAAGAACAUGCGGAAUGGGCGAACAUGGCUGCUCUGCUCCAGAGGGCUUGGAAACGGUUCAUCAAUACUGUUCCAGGUGAAUGGAAACCGGAGCUUACAUUUAACGAUUACCCUUGUAUGAGGCAGGAACCCGGGAAUAACUUAUGCGGAUACUACGUCUGCGACUUCAUUCGUCAGAUGGCCUGUCACAGGGAUGUGGGUGAUGCUAUACACCACACUCGUCACCAGCUAGAGCUGUCCUAUGCUGCCCUGUUAUGUCCUGUGCGGAUGCUCCUGGGAACAUAUCGGUUAGCGGGAGGAUGCUGGGAAGACAUCGGUGUCGAGCAGCGGGAGGAUGCUUGA